Bradysia coprophila is the source of this 2840-nucleotide messenger RNA. RefSeq names its product WD repeat domain 33 (gene Wdr33). Gene Ontology annotation, cellular component: mRNA cleavage and polyadenylation specificity factor complex. The record is from RefSeq and is a predicted model, not a curated record. Lineage: Eukaryota; Metazoa; Arthropoda; Insecta; Diptera; Sciaridae. Gene Ontology annotation, molecular function: protein binding. Gene Ontology annotation, biological process: mRNA 3'-end processing.
UCGAAUUGACAAAAAAUAUGGCCACAUUGCUGUCAGGCGAACUAUGUGUUUAGUAUCCAUAAUUUUUGCUUUUUUGUGACGCGGUGUGUGAAAGCGUUUUCUAACAGAAUUUAUUUAUUCGCGCGUUCGUGCUUUGCUGUAGAUCUACUCAAAAAGCGGUCCGACAAUAUAAUCGUUUCAAAAACCAGAUUGGUUAAAACGUUGAUACGUUGAUUUUAGUGCUUUUGAACUAUGACCCUGAACAUUAUUUUCUGAAGUUUUACUGUGCGUGCACAAAAAUUAUAAUUUUUUCACCGAAAAAAAAUGGAGUUUUCGCAACCACCUCCCGAUAUGUCCAAUAUGGGCAAUCAAUUCAAUAAUUUCAGCGUUCCGCCACCCGUUCAAUCGAAUCAUCGGCCAGCUGGACAAAUCUAUCAUGCGGGCAAACCAGGUCAGCCAUUUUUCAGACCCUUUGUAAAUUUCAAUCGCGGUCCGGGUGCACUGCCAAUGACACAAGAUGAUUUCGAUGGCAAACGACUACGGAAAAGUGUUAUGCGAAAGACGGUCGACUACAAUGCAGCUAUAAUUAAGGCGUUAGAGAAUCGCAUCUGGCAACGAGACUUUCGGGAUAGACGAGCACUUCAGCCGGAAAGUAUCUAUGCACCGGAAAUGAUGCCGCCACCGAGUUACAUGGAUAAUCCCACCAAUGCCGUUACGACGCGAUUUGUCAAAACUGCUACAAACAAAAUGCGCUGUCCCAUAUUUACAUUGGCUUGGACGCCGGAGGGUCGACGAUUAGUUACUGGUGCUAGUUCGGGAGAGUUUACCCUUUGGAAUGGAUUGACAUUUAACUUCGAGACGAUUUUACAAGCUCAUGACGUUCCCGUUCGUACCAUGGUGUGGUCGCACAAUGACAACUGGAUGGUGACCGGUGAUCAUGCUGGCUUCGUCAAAUACUGGCAGUCAAACAUGAAUAAUGUUCGCAUGUUUCAAGCGCAUAAGGAGCCCGUCCGAGGAAUAAGUUUUAGCCCAUCGGAUAGUAAAUUCGUUAGCUGCAGCGAUGAUGGAACAUUGAGGGUGUGGGACUUUAUGCGAUGCCAAGAGGAAAAAGUUUUAAGGGGUCAUGGUGCUGACGUCAAAUGUGUUCACUGGCAUCCGCAAAAAGCUUUAAUAGUAUCCGGUAGCAAAGAUAACCAACAGCCAAUAAAAUUAUGGGAUCCAAAAAGUGGACAAGCCUUAGCAACACUUCAUGCACAUAAGUCAACUGUAAUGGAUUUGAAGUGGAAUGACAACGGAAAUUGGUUAAUCACAGCGUCCAGAGAUCAUCUGUUGAAACUGUUCGAUCUGCGUAAUCUGAGAGAAGAGGUACAAGUUUUCCGAGGCCACAAAAAGGAGGCCAGCGCUGUGUCAUGGCAUCCAAUACACGAAGGAUUGUUCAGUUCGGGUGGAUCAGAUGGUUCUAUUCUAUUCUGGAAUGUUGGAACAGACAAGGAAGUUGGUGCUAUUGACACAGCUCAUGACAGUAUUGUCUGGACAUUGGCAUGGCAUCCCCUGGGACAUAUUUUGUGUUCUGGAUCAAACGAUCACACAAUAAAAUUUUGGACGAGAAAUCGCCCCGGAGAUCGAAUGACUGACAAAUACAAUCUGAAUACGUUGCCAGCUGGAUUGCAAGGAAUGGACGAUUGUGAUAUCGAUGACAGUGCUGCAAUUAUUCCUGGUAUGGGACCUGAAGACAAAGUCGAUUUCACCGAAAGUCUUACGAGCGAUCGUGGGUUUAUACCUGGCCUGGAUCUGGACACUUCUCACUUGAACGACAGACGAUCUGAUCGAGAUAAGAAAGUACCAUACAGUAAACCCAUUCCGCGAAACUUCCAGGCCCAUUGGAAUGAUACGGGCCGAACAGAAGAUGAUGAACUGAUGUCCAAAGAUAUUAAAGAUUCGAUGACGCAAAUUAUCGAUGUACCAAUGAUACCUCUGCAGAAAGUUGCACCAACAGCAAUAAUCGUUUACGGAAAAACGAUACCAGUUACUCCCGGAUCACGUCUCGAUCAAGUCAUUUCAGAAGGUUCCACGGCACUAAAUGAGUACAUCAGUUCCGGUGAAAUUGAAGAACUUAACGAUCUUUUACCUCCUAUGAAAGACGAUGACUACGAUUCAGACAGUAGCUACGAUAAACCAUCUGAACGUAAGCGCCGAAAGCAACCGUACGAUCAUAACGCUCAGCUAGUGUUUGAGAAGGACAGCACAAAUCCACCGACAUUUAUACCACCAUUGAUGGCACUAAAUGUUUUACCUGAUCCAAGUGCUGAUAAAGACUACAAACGCAACACAAACGGUACUAACGAUCGUGAUAUUUGGCAAUCCAAUCCAAACAAUCCAUGGGGCUCGAACGGACCAUCAUUCAAUUCCAAUAAUAAUAUGCCGCCCAGUCUACUGAACAUCACUAUACAGCCGCCCGAUAUGUCACCGACAGAUAAUUCCAAUGGGAAUUGGGAUCGACGGUCGGGUGACAAUGGCCGAAAUCGUGACGAUAGAGGACGGCGACGGGAUGUACGUGAUGGCCGUGAUGGUGACAAUAGGCGAGGUGGCAGUCGUUUUGAUAAUGGGAAUGAAAGUCGACGAAGACCGAGUGGCAACGAAAGCAGCAGUCGAUCUAAUGAUAAGUCUGGUCGUAAAGUUCGCAGUGGUAGAAAUCGUCGAAGAUCGUAAAUUGUUGUGGCUCAGUAAUUCAAACUUAAAAUUGUUAAUGUCUAAUCUGAUGAAUGGAAAAUAUGGUGUCACUAUUGCAUGUGACACAUGCGAGAUGUGAAAUACUGAAAGGAAAAAAAAAAUACCGAAAAAUUGUAAAAUUGUGUUGUUUA